This is a messenger RNA of Stylophora pistillata, 2144 nucleotides long. RefSeq lists its product as uncharacterized. The record is from RefSeq and is a predicted model, not a curated record. NCBI's taxonomy places the organism in Eukaryota, Metazoa, Cnidaria, Anthozoa, Scleractinia, Pocilloporidae.
AUGAAUUGAUUGGUUGAUAAUUUUAGAAAAAUGGUCUGAUGUGACAUUGCUAUGGAAACGUAAUCGAAAGAGCAAACAGUUCAAACCAGAAGUGGCUCGCAUUCAAGUGAAUGUCAAUCAAAACAAUACUUUUAUCCGCCGUAUUCUAUGAAUUGACGUUCAGAGAAAAGCUUCCUAGAUGAUUAAUCUCCAGCAGUUAACUUUGCGUAAGGUUUUUAUCUGCCUCUCAUCUGACCGAAGUAGAUCUCAGCUGUCAGUCUGUUUGUCGAGUUACGUAAGUACACGUGUAAAGUACAAUUCGGUAUGAUUUGGUCACGCGAUAAGGAAACUGAAAGAUCCGCACAUGUAGUGACUAUGCUUGGAUCACUGUCCUUUCUGCAUGUAUUAGCGUAAUCGAUUGAAAACUGAAAAAGGGUAAACAAAGGGAGAAGUGACGCACAGCGAAAAAGCGGAAAUACCUCUGUGAUAUUGGGUUGAUUUUGUCAUAUUUCACUUUUACAUAGAAAUUGUCUUUCUCGGAAUUAUGACCACAAGACCUAUUUCCCACCUGCACAAUGGAAAACUUCAAGUUCAGCAUGGGAAAAUUAAACAGACAAAUACAAACUUGCUUUUGAGGCAUUGUUGUGGUUGUUGAUUAAGUUUGGCGGCAACAUUUAAAUACUUUCCUCGCGAUUGAACCCGGCAUCGUGUGUGGUUAGUCAUUCAGUAACAAAGCAGGCUUGUAUCGAUGGCAUCAUGCAAAUCUUUGAAUUGUGUUCUAUUAAACGGAAAGAGCUUUUCCCGCCCUCUGGGUUUAGAGCUUUCCAUUUGCGGUCAGAUCUUUAUUUGCAUACGGGAUCAGGUUACUUUGUAAACUUUCCCUGCAAAGCUCAAACACGUUUAGUCAAGUGUGACCUAACAGCUAAGGAAAUUAAUCCCUUCGAAAUAUUUUUUCUUUUUAAAUUAUUUGUUUUUGAGCUUAGGAACACUUCUCAUAUCUAACACUAACUCACGCUUAGCAUGUGUUUUUGUUCUUGCCGCUUCCAAAUAGAAAUUGCUGAAUUAAAAUAACGUGCCAAAAAGAGAGAGAGAGGGAUGUAAAAUAAGCUAUGGUGCACUACAAUAGUUUAGAGCUCCUUUUCAGGGACCUCUCUGCCUACAUUACAUUCUUGUUGGAGAGGGGGCAGGCUUACGCAAGCUACCGUCUGUACCCCGGUGGAAUGCUAACCGCCGAGAAGGACUGGUAACCACUUACAUUAAACCGUCACUUCAUGAUCUUGCCACGUUGUCUUGAAAACUUUUUCUUUUCAAGUUUUUUGAUGUACUUUCAGUUAUUCUAGAAUUGCGUUAAUCUCUGCUAAAUGUCAUCAAAAGGAAGCAGGUCCAAAGUCUCUUUCAAAUUAUUUUCAGCAAAUAAUUAUUCGCAGUUGGCGAGCAGAUUCCCAUUUCUGAAAAAACGACAGAUCAAGACGAAACUUCUUCAAUCCUGGAAAAAGUUUCAGUCCAGUACCGAAACCACGACGAGCAAAGGAGAGAUUCAGAAACCAAAAUUUUUGAAUGAGAUUGUGGCCAGUGAAGCCGAGAGUGGCCCGCUAAAGAGAAGAGAGGAAGAUGUCUUGCAGAAGAAAUCUGAGCGUUCACCCAUUAUUACAUACUCAGUCAGACAGCGCAAUCAAGAUGACUGUGCUAAGAGGAAAAACAAUGACACAGCAAGUGAAGUGGAUUGUACAUCCUCACUGAUCGGCAUGAGUAGAGCUUCUGACGAUUCAAAAAUGGUAGACAACAAACUACUCUCAAAAAGAAGAAAACAAAACGAGUUGAUCGAUCUUUUUGAGGAGAUAGACGCAGAAACGUUGUUGAUCGAGCCAGAGCAUAUUAGGAGUUCCGAUAUCGAUUUAGUGUCGAGUACUGCUGGCAGUUUUGAUCACAACGAGUGGCUGAAGAAGCUCAGAGAAGUAACAUUCGUAGAGAGCAACAACACGGUGUCUGGAAUGUUCAAGUGGCGAGCCGACGGAAAAAAGAAUACACAGAGAAAUGUCGACGAAAAUAAACAUAAAUCAAGGUUUUUAGGGAGUAACGACUAUGAAGGCGGCAGUAACUUCUUCAGCAUGUUUGAACACGAGGACGACAUCUUUCUUUAAGAAAAAAGUUCAUUCUGCCUCAAA